This is a messenger RNA of Lasiodiplodia theobromae, 1746 nucleotides long. Its product is annotated as Heat shock protein Cpn60. Gene Ontology annotation, cellular component: mitochondrial matrix; mitochondrial inner membrane. Gene Ontology annotation, molecular function: ATP binding; ATP-dependent protein folding chaperone; protein-folding chaperone binding. Lineage: Eukaryota; Fungi; Ascomycota; Dothideomycetes; Botryosphaeriales; Botryosphaeriaceae. The record is from RefSeq and is a predicted model, not a curated record. The transcript is spliced from 3 exons. The coding region runs from base 1 to 1746 and encodes 581 amino acids. Gene Ontology annotation, biological process: mitochondrial unfolded protein response; protein import into mitochondrial intermembrane space; protein refolding.
AUGCAGCGCAUGCUUGCUUCGAGGGCGCGCGCCUCGGCCGCCUCUACCCUGAGCUCGCGGAGCUUCAACCUUACCCAGCAGCGCUUCGCCCACAAGGAGCUCAAGUUCGGCGUUGAGGGCCGCGCUGCUCUGCUCAACGGUGUCGAGACCCUCGCCAAGGCCGUCUCCACCACUCUCGGUCCCAAGGGCCGCAAUGUCCUCAUCGACCAGAGCUACGGCUCGCCCAAGAUCACCAAGGACGGUGUGACUGUCGCCAAGUCGAUCGUGCUGAAGGACAAGUUCGAGAACCUCGGCGCUCGCCUCAUUCAGGAUGUUGCUUCGAAGACCAACGAGGUCGCUGGUGACGGUACCACCACCGCCACCGUCCUGGCCCGCGCCAUCUUCUCCGAGACCGUCAAGAACGUCGCCGCUGGCUGCAACCCCAUGGACCUGAGGAGAGGUAUCCAGGCUGCUGUCGAGUCCGUCGUCGAAUACCUGCGCGCCAACAAGAGGGAUGUCACCACCAGCGAGGAGAUUUCCCAGGUUGCCACCAUCUCCGCCAACGGCGAUACCCACAUUGGCCAGCUUCUCUCCAACGCCAUGGAGAAGGUCGGCAAGGAGGGUGUCAUCACCGUCAAGGAGGGCAAGACCAUCGAGGACGAGCUCGAGAUCACCGAGGGUAUGAAGUUUGACCGUGGUUACAUCUCGCCCUACUUCAUCACCGACCCCAAGCAGCAGAAGGUCGAGUUUGAGAAGCCCCUCAUCCUCCUUUCUGAGAAGAAGAUCUCUGCCGUUCAGGACAUCGUCCCCGCUCUUGAGGCCUCUCAGCAGCUCCGCCGUCCCCUUGUCAUCAUUGCUGAGGACAUUGACGGCGAGGCUCUGGCUGUCUGCAUUCUGAACAAGCUCCGCGGCCAGCUCCAGGUUGCUGCCGUCAAGGCUCCCGGCUUCGGUGACAACCGCAAGUCCAUCCUUGGCGAUCUCGGUGUUCUCACCAACGGUACCGUCUUCACCGACGAGCUUGACCUCAAGCUCGACCGCCUCACCCCCGACCAGCUCGGUUCCACCGGCUCCAUUACCAUCACCAAGGAGGAUACCGUCAUCCUCAACGGUGAGGGCACCAAGGACGCCGUUACUCAGCGUUGCGAGCAGAUCCGUGGCGUCAUGAACGACCCCACCACCUCCGACUACGAGAAGGAGAAGCUCCAGGAGCGUCUUGCCAAGCUUUCUGGCGGUGUUGCCGUCAUCAAGGUCGGCGGCGCCUCCGAGGUCGAGGUUGGCGAGAAGAAGGACCGCAUUGUCGAUGCUCUGAACGCCACCCGCGCCGCCGUUGAGGAGGGUAUCCUCCCCGGUGGUGGUACUGCCCUCCUGAAGGCCGCCUCCAACGCCCUGAACAACGUCCCCUUCGCCAACUUCGACCAGCAGCUCGGUAUUUCGAUUGUCAAGAACGCCAUCACCAAGCCUACCCGCUCCAUCGUCGAGAACGCUGGUGCUGAGGGCAGCGUCGUUGUUGGCAAGCUCAUGGACGAGUUCGGCAAGGACUUCACCAAGGGUUACGACAGCGCCAAGGGCGAGUACGUUGACAUGAUUCAGGCCGGUAUCCUUGACCCCUUCAAGGUCACCAGGACCGCUCUUGUUGACGCCAGCGGUGUUGCUUCGCUGCUUGGCACCACUGAGGUCGCCAUCGUUGAGGCUCCUGAGGAGAAGGCCCCUGCUGCUCCCAUGGGUGGCAUGGGUGGUAUGGGCGGCAUGGGCGGCGGCAUGUUCUAA